AGUUUACAAAACCUCCAUGGAUCAUAUUUGUUUUUAAAUGACAUCCAUAGUGUUUUCACAUUUUUUGACUUAACCGUCAGUCUAAGUACAUCGGCUUUUUUGUCUCAUCUUACAUUUCUACUUAACUCUUAUGUGCCUGGUCCUUGUAUUUUCUUUGUAAUGUCUAUUUAGUUUUCCGACCGUACCGGACCGUUCCGUUUUCCUGUGAAAAUCCAUGCCAUGUCUUACAUCUGUCUUAAUUUGUUUCUGAUCAUCCUCUCCUCUCUGAUGCCUUCCACCUGUGCUGAUUAUCUUCACCUGAGUCCAAUCCUCUCUCUUUGACAAACAUUUGUUAACGAGAAUCUGUGUGUUUCUAACUUUACAUUAGUUUAACAACCUUUUUUUUCUCUGGUAAUUAGUUGUAUUUCCACAAAAUGGUGGUCAAUAAAGAGAAGAGAACUGCCUGAGGUCCCCCGUGUUCUAGAUUGUUGAUCAUCAAAUACAAGUCAAAACAAGGAACCGAGAGCUGGACGAGGAGCAUGAGGUGUAAUGACAGGGCAGAAGGUACUGGCACUUUUGGUCGAGUCUUUCUGGUCAAGGACAAAAAGACCAAGGCCUUUCAUGCCCUGAAGCAGAUGAAGAUCCCAGAUGUGAUUCGUCUGAAGCAGGAGCAGCACGUCCACAAUGAGAAGGAGGUGCUGACAGAGGUCAGCCACCCGUUCCUCAUCCGACUGUUCUGGACUCACCAUGAUGAGCGCUUCCUCUACAUGCUGAUGGACUACGUUCCAGGCGGGGAACUGUUCAGCUACUUACGCAGCCGUGGGCGUUUCAGCAAUAACACAGGCCUCUUCUAUUCUUCUGAGAUUGUAUGCGCCAUCGAGUACCUGCACUCCAAAGAAAUUGUUUACCGUGACCUAAAGCCAGAGAACAUUCUACUGGACAGUGAAGGACACAUCCGUCUGACUGAUUUUGGUUUUGCCAAAAAGCUCUCAGACAGGACCUGGACACUGUGUGGCACUCCUGAGUACCUUGCCCCUGAGGUCAUCCAAAGCAAAGGUCACGGCCGGGCGGUGGAUUGGUGGGCUUUGGGCAUUCUCAUCUUUGAAAUGCUGGCUGGGUACCCUCCAUUCUUUGAUGACAACCCAUUUGGAAUCUACCAGAAGAUCCUAGCUGGAAAACUGGAAUUCCCACGCCAUCUGGAUUUCUAUGUCAAGGAUCUCAUCAAGAAAUUUCUGGUCAUUGACCGUGCCAGACGACUCGGAAACAUGAAGAAUGGAGCAGAGGACGUGAAGAAGCACCGCUGGUUCAAGACGAUUGACUGGGAGGCUGUUCCUCAGAGGAAACUGAAGCCUCCCAUUGUUCCCAAAGUUUCCCAUGAGGGUGACACCUCCAAUUUUGAUGUUUACCCUGAAGACGACUGGAAGAAGGACCCUCCUGUGCCUCAGAAGGACUUAGAGCUCUUCAAGAACUUCUGAUCGGUCAACCUGCUUUUUAUUUAUUCAUGACUCAGUCUUUUGACGUUGUACUGUUACUGGUACUAGGAUGGAGAAAGGAAGUACGCAGAUUUAUAGGGACGUAAGGAUAUUGUCAGUCUCAGAACUUAAGUGACUCCAUACCUCCAUAAACAUGUGAUGGGAUCAAACGUGUAGAAGCCUGAAGUUUAGUAAAUAUCACAACACUGUAUUGAAUAUCGUACCAUAGACGCGAAACUUCAGUAUUAUUGUAUUUUAACAUGUAAUAUCCUUACAUCCCUACAAAUGAAUCCAAGAAGGGAGUCACGUUUGAAAGUUUUAAACUCCAAAUAAUGCUGUGACCUGUAUCAUAUUAGAUUUGAUUUUUUAUUUGAUUAUUUAACUAAAGCCAGUUUUAUUAUCAAGAUUUUUAAAUAUUAUUUCUCUGAGCCAGCUCAUAUGCAAAAAAGAUGUGGUUCCUUCGAAACCAAAAGACUGUUAAUUUCUAUGUUCAAACGAGAGAAUAAUCAGGUCUGUUUUUUAUACUGGCAUUGUUUUGUAUUUUCUCUCCUUUUUCAACAGAUUUUGUUUAUGGUCAGUCGUGUCCGAUGUGACAACACACUGCAGCUGUCAGAUGGCCAGUUUAGAUGCUUGCUUUGAUAAUGCAUAACUAAUAGCACUUGUUAAAGGUGCCUUACGUCACGGUUCUAUAUGUGCAUGCCAUGUUGGUGCGUUGAGCCAUUACCACGCUAAUCAAAGUAAAUUUACAUUUUUGGAUAUAUCUUCAUGUCAGUGACAGUCUGAUGAAGUGGAGGGUUAGUAAGUUAAGAUUUACACAAAUUAGAGAAGAAAAACGUCAAAAUGUGCAAUUCUUUGUGUUAUUGUGUUAUGGCUCUGUGUCAACGCUGACUUCAUCAUUUAGCACGCCAUCCAUCCUUUAGUUCAUGGAGUCCAGAGCGUUGUGAAGUUUCCCCUCAAAACUGUUGGAAUCUUUGUUUAGUUCAUAUUGUCAGCGUUGUAGUCAGGCAUUCCAGGCCCUAAAUUUCCCAGAGGCGUUCUGGUGCCCAGGGGUAGAACCAGGAAGCAUGGAAGAACUGACAUAUCUUUAGUGUUUUUGGGAAGUUAGCUACUAUCAAAUAGUGAUAGGUGGAAGUAGAGGGUUUCUGAGCAUCCAUGCUGAGACCACUGAUCAUGUGACAAAACCUGAAAGGGUAGUGCAAAAUAAGAUGGCAUAAAGCAACCAAUAUACAUUGAAACAGCAACGCUAGGUGUGUUUAAAAACUUUAAUCCUUUAGGUCCCACCAAAUUAACAAAUGAUGUUAUUGUAAAAACCAAUGCAGAAAUUAAAAAUGUCUUCCUCCAAGCGUAACUUUAUAUUGAUGCCGUUGGGAACAUCACAGCUUUUACAACAUUGCUGAGCUCUUGUACUGUAUAUAUGAGUCAGUUUAACUGAUUUACCGUUUUAUAAAUAUUACUAAUUAGUACUGGUAUUCAGCCGCUACGAGUUCGGUACUUUACCUUUUGCUUUCUUCAUAUGCGAUUCUUCGUGUUCUGUGUAAAAAAUCUGACAAAUACAAUAGUUUAUCAACAUCAGUCUUCUGUGUUAAAAACCAGUCUACAUGACCUUAAAGUGUAGUGAUGCUUAAUUCAGAGGUGUUUCAAAUUGGUUUUAAUGCCUCUGUGCCUGCACAGGCGGAGCAAACACAACUGACUGCUCACUUCGGUUCAGUGCUACAGCAGAUCUGUCCAUAUAUAUAUAUGUUUAUAUAUACAUAUAUAAAUAUACAGUAUAUCUCAAGGCUUUAGAGCAUGACUUUAAGAGCUACAUCCCAGUCAUCCAAGUCAGUAUUCAACUUCAUUCAACAGUCAUUGAAUCAAGUCGUUAAUAUUUAUCCAAUUUACUUCACACAUUUACCACCCUUUAAAAUGAGCUGUUCUGUUUGUUGCCUCUAAUAACGACUGUUAAGGUGGAAUGUGUUUGAGUUUCAGGUGCUAACAUGUCUUUGCUGAAGCCACAGCAGCAGCAUGUCCACCAUCAGAGUGGACAAUGGGGGACACUGGGUCACCCUGCUGCUCUGUCAUUACACAGACCAACACUGUACGUGUAGCUGCAUGCAUUUAAGCUAGAGCAGAGUGUAUGACCUGAAUAUGCACACUUAAAUUUCAGAGUCUUAUAUACUGUGGUUUAUGUCAGCAAGUUUUAAUCAAGUCAUGUAUUUACACAAUAUUACCAAGUACUACAAUGUGACUGUUUUAUCUGAGUGGCCAGUUCACCUCAACAUUGGAGUUGGUUAUUUUUGCUUUACCAGUGGAAACAGUGAGGAGUUGACAUUUGUCUUCUUCCAAUCAUUGCAGUUCAUUGUCUUUGUCAUAUUUGACGCAGAGCUGAUAAAGUGAGAUCAGUGGAACAGCUGUCUGCCAUGUACUGUCAGCACUGUCGGAUUUUUACAAGAGUAAACACUUGGAAAACUAAA
This is a messenger RNA of Cynoglossus semilaevis (tongue sole), 3904 nucleotides long. It is a transcript of the gene prkx, whose product is annotated as protein kinase X-linked. Gene Ontology annotation, cellular component: cAMP-dependent protein kinase complex; cytosol. Gene Ontology annotation, biological process: protein phosphorylation. Gene Ontology annotation, molecular function: cAMP-dependent protein kinase activity; ATP binding. Lineage: Eukaryota; Metazoa; Chordata; Actinopteri; Pleuronectiformes; Cynoglossidae. The transcript is spliced from 8 exons. The record is from RefSeq and is a predicted model, not a curated record. Bases 519 to 1454 code for a protein of 311 amino acids.